Molecule: messenger RNA, 719 nt
Organism: Colletotrichum navitas
Lineage: Eukaryota; Fungi; Ascomycota; Sordariomycetes; Glomerellales; Glomerellaceae
Exons: 1
Coding region: 64-285 (73 amino acids)
Source: RefSeq, a predicted model, not a curated record
CCAGGCUCAAAACAGAAUGGUACAUCAUGAUUAUAGUUCUAUCAUAAAACUUUACAUUAUUAAAUGUUGGCUGCGUACCUGAGGGAAAAAGGGCUUUUGACUAGAGAUCUUAUAGAUAAUUACCUAUUUUUAUACAAAUUCUUAACGCACUUAAAACUUAGAUUGAACUUGUGUCGUGAUAUAAGCCGUAAUUGCGCCGUGGCAAUUACGGAUCCGCCUUUGUCAUCACAACUUGUAUUAACGUUGUUGCAGCCUACUGUUGCCUUAGGCCUAUUAAUCAUCUAGAUAGUCAACGGUGGGUAAUUGCUAGCAGUAGUGGGCAGACGCAAGUAUGUGUCGCAUGCGUUAUUGAAAUUUGGGGCAUGAGAAUACAGCUCCCUGAGUUGUGCGAGUAUGUGCUUUAGGAAGUAAACUGUACUAGACCACUUUCAGAGAGAAAGAAGACGGACUUUCACCGCUGAAAACGACACAGCCUUAUGGCUCUAAUGUGAUGCUCGGCCUGCUGUUGUAUGACGUAGGGGAUCGUGUGGGAGCGGACCAUCGCGUGCACGUUCGCACGAAGCAAGUGUUGCCCUCAGUCUCCAGGUGAGGGGAACCAAUGGCAAGUCGGGUAUAGGUUUCCGGAACAGCAAGCCUAAUAAGGGCGGGGAAAUACCUACGACUGCAUAGGUUAGAUGAUAAAUAACGGAGGCCGUUCUGCCAAUUUACUCAUAGCAACG